AUGGUCAUUGUGGGUGCCGGCUUGACGGGGCUGUUGGCAGCGCAGGGCCUGAAAAAGCGCGGCUUCGACGUGGCCGUCUACGAGCAGGAGCCGCAUGAGGGCGCGCGGCCGCGCGACUGGACGAUCGUGCUGCACUGGGCGCUGCCGGCGAUGGAGGCGCUGCUGCCGGCCGACGUGCGUGCGGCGCUGCCGCAGGCCAUCUGCAACCGGCACCUGGUCUUUGACACCGAGGCCGAGUCGUUUUUGUGCUACAGCGGCCUCACCGGCGAGCGGCUCUUUGCCAGCAACAUGCCGGGUUCGCGCCGCGUUUCGCGCCAGCGCUUGCGCCACGUCCUGGCAACCAGUAUCGAUGUGCAGUGGGGGAAGGCAGUCGAAUCGAUAGACGACCGUGACGGCAGGGACGACCAAAAGAUCUGCCUCUCCUUUGCUGACGGCACCACGGCUGAGGCUGACUUCGUCCUCGGCACUGACGGCGCCUCGUCCAGGGUGCGCUCGCUGCUGGUCGGCCCCGAAAAGGCGCAGAGCACGCGGUCCGGCCUCAUGUUCGGCACGGCCAUCGUGCAGUACAAGGACGCGGACAAGGUGGCCGCUGUAGUCCGGAUCUGGAAGGACAGCAUGGCCAGCUUACAGGGCGAGGCCGCGCUCGAGUACAUGCGGACGCACACGUCCAAGUUGUGCCCCAUGUUCCAGGACCAGGUCGACUGGACGCCACCCGGAUCUGCCUGCAACGUGGACGAGAUGCGCUACUGGGUGCCCGUGCCGUUUAACAACCACGACGGCCGCGUGACGUUGGCCGGCGACGCCGCGCAUCCGAUGCUGAUCUACCGCGGACAGGGCUACCAGCACGCCAUUACCGACGUCGACAACUACAUCAAGGCCCUCGUCAAGAUCCGCGACGCCGGUUGGGCUGCUGGCGUACGCACCAGCGAGUUCGCCACCUAUGACGACGACCUGGUGACGCGUGGCGCCGCUGCCGUUGAGCAGUCCGUCCAGGAAGCCGAGCUGUCAUUUGACAAGGACUCCAUCAGCAAGAUGCGGAUGGUGCGCAAAGGACACGGCCGAUCAGCGUAG
Grosmannia clavigera kw1407 is the source of this 1071-nucleotide messenger RNA. Its product is annotated as FAD-binding domain containing protein. The record is from RefSeq and is a predicted model, not a curated record. Gene Ontology annotation, molecular function: FAD binding. The coding region runs from base 1 to 1071 and encodes 356 amino acids. The transcript has 4 exons. NCBI's taxonomy places the organism in Eukaryota, Fungi, Ascomycota, Sordariomycetes, Ophiostomatales, Ophiostomataceae.